Uloborus diversus is the source of this 2816-nucleotide messenger RNA. RefSeq names its product retinal-binding protein-like. NCBI's taxonomy places the organism in Eukaryota, Metazoa, Arthropoda, Arachnida, Araneae, Uloboridae. The record is from RefSeq and is a predicted model, not a curated record. The transcript has 14 exons. Gene Ontology annotation, cellular component: cytoplasm. Bases 315 to 1670 code for a protein of 451 amino acids.
GAAGACACAAUUAUCUCACGUGUCCGCACUUAGAGAACAAUCGAAAUGACCCCACUUUGCCGUGUCUUCGACAUGACGAGGAAAAAGCGAAAAAAUAAUAUUAUUUCAGAUAGCAUCUCUGAGUCACGGGUUCUAAUUUAAAUGGUCAUACAGAGGCUCGAUAAUGGCAGACGAUGCCGAAGUGACAUUCGAGACAUAAUAAUACCUGGAAUUACCUGCGGUUUGGGAGCUUUUUGUCUUUUAGAGAGAACUCCGUCGACUCAGCCUCAUUGCAUUGUUGAUCUGUCUAGUGGUGCUUGUGGGAACAGUUGAUCAUGCCUCCGCAAAAUGCAGCGAAGUCGCUAAUGAAGGAAUUCCGAGCGAGUUUUAGAAGGAAAAAAUCGUCUGAGCCAACCCCCAAAGUAGACAAGGCCAAGGAACUGGAAGAAGAGGAGCUGGCGAAGCUCGUAGAACUGAAAGAAAAUUUAGGAGAUGAUUUACCCCCACAGUAUUCAGAUGCAGCACUACUCGGGUUCUUGAGAGCGAGGUCACUGAAUGUCAAAGAAGCAGAGAAACUUAUGAAACUUGAUGUGAAUGUGCUGCGGUUCCUAAGAAUACACGAAUACGAACUUCCCGAGGUGAGCAGGACGUACAGCAUGUCUGGCAUCCUUGGCUAUGAUAAUGAAGGUUCCUUGGUUCGAGUGGUUAAUGUGGGUGACGCAGACUUUAAAGGUUUCGUUCAUUCCCUAUCGACCAUAGACGAAUUCCGAUUCUUCAUCUGGUUCUUCCACAAAGACGCUGAGCGCUUGAGAGCUGAAAACAAAAAAACAGGACGCAAGAGCGGUCAAUUCGUGUAUAUACUCAAUUUUGAACGCAUGAGCAUCGGUCAGUUAACCUAUAAGCCAACCCUUGAUACCGGCAUCAUAGCACUGAAGUUACUACAAGAUCAUUAUCAUGAUAUCGCUAAAGCUAUUUACGUCAUCAACACUCCUCCUUUCUUCUCUUCUGUCUACAAACUUAUAAAACCAGUGAUUCAAGAUUCCCUCAACAAAAGAAUGAAGAUAUACGGAUACGAUGGAUGGAAAGAAGAGUUGUUGAAGACCAUAGACCCCGAAAUUCUUCCCGUUUACCUCGGUGGAAGUCGUGUGGGUAAAGACGACGAUCCUAACUGCUCCGACAUAAUCAGUUUUGGUGGUACCAUUCCCGAACACUUCUACUCCAACAACUUCCUGGACCUCGAAGACCCUGACGUAGUGACUGCAACCGUCGGUGCUGGAUCGACACUCAACUUCCGGUUCGCUGUUCGCGAAGUCGGAACUAUAUUUCGGUGGCACAUUCAAGCGAAGGACAAUGAUAUAGGAUUUGGUCUCAUGAGCGAAUCUCCGACAACAGGUGAAUUAGAGCCGCUGAAGGUGCAAGCGAAGAAAAAGAAGGAUAAGGACGAGGACAUCUCCAACUUUGAGUCUCUGACUCCAGUUAUUCGCAGCCAGUGCCAUGUUUGCCCGGAAGUGGGAAGCACGAUCUUAUGGACAACCGGAAAUCUGAUCUUACACUUUGACAACACCUACAGCUGGAUGACAUCAAAAGACAUCGCCUUUAAAAUCACCUUGGAGCCUCCAGGAGAAAUGGGCAGGAACUACGUCAAUGCCGCGCACCACGCCUCUAAAGCUAUUCAGGAUUUGAAGAUCUGAUCUUCUCCACUUCAGCACCCAAUGGUUCCGAUUCAUUACAUGGCACGGGUGGCACAUGACUUUUGUUUAAACAAUAUUUAUAAAUGUACGAUAUGUAUCGUGUUGUAUUUGUGAUGUCCGCGGUGAUAUCUUUUAUGUAUCGCAUCUGAAAAGUGUCAAAAUUUGAACAGACGUGUGAAGAAUUGCACUUUGUAUGGUACUUCUUACACUCUGUGUAUACGCAUCGACAUUUAAACAUGGUGAUCGAUUACAAAGCAGUCUUCAGGACAUUUUUUUUUUUUCUUUUUACACAUGUUGCGAUGAUGCGUGUUGUUAAAAAACAGGUUUCAUGCGAAGUUGCAACACUAUUGCAUCAAAAAUAAAAUAAUUAUUUCAAGAAAUUUCUUCUUUUUAACUGUUAAAAGUUGUAACCAUACAGGGUAAACAGUAUGAAAAGUUUUUUUUAAUUUAUAUUAAACUACUAUUGCAGUAUAUAGUGCAGUUGACGAAUUUAACAGUCAAAAACUUGAAAUUACAGCAUUUUUAACUAUAAAAUUGCAAGUUGCUUUUAUUUCAAAAUUAGGUAAAUAACAAUUUGAAUUUGGUAAACAGAGAAUUAUUGAAAUUUGAACCAUAACAAGAACUAAUAUUAAAUUUUAAAAAGUGAUUUAAAUGAAUUAUAGGAAAAGAACGCUCUCGAUCAGGUCACCUCUUUUAAAUAAUAAAAACAUGUCACAUGGAUCAGCUCAGUUGACACCAUACGGACCGAGGGCCGUAUGUAGGAAAAAACUGACAAAGAACACUCUCGAUGAAAUCAGCUUUCAAAUAAACAGAAAAAAAAAUUUAAUUCAUUCUUCCAUUUUGUAGCAACCAAGAGCACACAGAUAUAUAUCUACUCGUUAAACAUAUAGCCAGCUCCCCUCCCUCUUCUUGCGGAGUGAGUAAAAAACAUGACUCAUUUCAUCGUUAUUUUCAUUUAUAAAACAUUUGUAUUCACUAUCAACAUACUGUUAAAAUUUACAUAAAUGCAUGUAAAUUUCCUACCUAAAAACAAAACGUUCGAUAAAGUAUUUAAUCAAGUACUGAUAUUAUUAAGAACGUAUUAUUAGUGUACAUAGAAUGUGUUUAAAAAUGAACUUUCGAAAUAAAUAUUAUACUUUUGACUUA